Messenger RNA from Closterium sp. Naga37s-1, 564 nucleotides. NCBI's taxonomy places the organism in Eukaryota, Viridiplantae, Streptophyta, Zygnematophyceae, Desmidiales, Closteriaceae. The record is from the annotation of a GenBank genome assembly.
AUGUCCUAUUGGAUGCUCUUCUCUCCACUCCUCGCUGUCCAGCUGGCGGCGCUGAUGUCAGCGCUGACUCAGCUCGCGGAGGGCGUGAUGUUGUUGUAUGCGCCGGAGUCCGGGCGGCGGUUUUCGGCGGUAGUGCGGGAGCAUGAUCCGUUUAUGUUUGUGACGAGGGGGAUGCGGCUGGCGGGGUGGUGGUGGCGAGAUGACGAAGUGCGGGAGGAGCAGAAAAGUCUCACGGCCUCUCUGUUUCCAGGCACGUACGACACAUUUGAAGCGGUGCCGCCAGACCACAUAAAGCGCAUGCGCAAGGGUCAACUAGCAGAGGAGGUGGUGCGGCUGCAGGCAGCCCUGGCGGAGCAGGUGGAGACGGGCAAGGCACAGCGGCAGGAGCUGGAGCGCGUGCAGCAGGAGAAGGUGCUGUGCCGCGUGUGCUUCGAGCGCGAGAUCAGCCUCGUGCUGCUGCCCUGCCGCCACCGCGUCUUGUGCCAUCCCUGUGCAGACAAGUGCCGGCAGUGCCCCAUAUGCCGGCGGCACAUUGCCGACCGCAUGGCCGUGUUUGACGUGUGA